This is a messenger RNA of Struthio camelus australis, 2110 nucleotides long. Lineage: Eukaryota; Metazoa; Chordata; Aves; Struthioniformes; Struthionidae. The record is from RefSeq and is a predicted model, not a curated record.
GUGUUCUCUGCAAUCAUUUUGCUGGAAUCAGUGCUGCAAAAGGUCAUAUGAAGGAGUUGUGGGAAGCCCAGCAGGUAUUAGACGCUCAACGACUGGUUUUCCGAUUGCCUCAGAUAAUAGGAAGGAAUUUUGUCUGGGAAGUACAAAUCUGAGAAUGGAGUGGAAAGGGAAGUGCUCCAAAUUUCAGAUAUCCAGAUCUCUAGAAAGCAGAAAUGACCAUGACUGCCAACAAGAAUGCCAGUGUCAACAGCAGAGCUGGAGGGAGUAAAGUGCCACAGGACACUCUGGAUAGGUGUCAGUCAGUCUCUCCACCGCCUCUUUUAUCCCCGCCAAGAAGCCCAGCCUACCCCCUCAGUGACAGCGAGGACUCUUGCCGCUCUGCUCGUCUCACCAAAGUUUCCAACUCCAGACUGCGCCUCAAGGACUGGAGCAGCCGAGCGUCUACCUUGCGAAGCACCUCCACGAGCCCCUCGGACACCGACUCUCCAAGCCACCCUCUCAAAGCCAUCAGCGUGGGUGCUUUGGAUAAAAGGCUGUCUGUGUUCAAGGCAGAGGACCAGAAGGAGAGCCCUAAGGAGGCUCAGGAUGGGGAUACGAUAGGGAGCCAUCCACUCGCCCGGAGCACUCUGUCCUUGGGCGCUGCUGCGAACUUGAGGAACCUCUCCCUCAGCCGGGCGAGCGUCCGCUCACAGGUGCUGGACAUUAGGCAGAAGAUCACAGAAUGGGAGUGCCGCCGGGAACCUUCUCCCAGGAUGAGCACGUGUGUGGACAAGAGGGAUGCUGGGGAGAGGUCGGGCAGUGAGAGCUGCCCUAGCGUGCUCACCUCUCCUUGCAGCGAGAAGACUUUUGAUUUCAAAGGGUUCAGAAGAAUGAGUCGAACGUUUUCUGAGUGUUCUUACCCAGAAACAGAGGAGGAGGAACUGCUGGACAGGGACUCCUGCCAUCGGUUGGAAAAGAGACCAGGCAGGAGUGAGCCUCCUUCUGCUGCUUCCCUGAAGGGCCACGUGAGGAAAGAGUCCUCCGCUGUGCUCAACAGAAUCCAGAAGAUUGAGCAGGCACUAAAAGAGCAACCUGGCAGAGGCCUCCCCCAGUUACCCAGUAGCUGUUAUAGCGUUGACAAAGGGAGGAAAAAGUCUCUAACUCUGAGUACUGUGGAGGCACUGAGUGAAAACCUAAGUGAUAGCAAAGGAGGGAAUGUUAUUUUGGGGAGUGAUCCAGAAACAUCUACGGAGGCUGAAAAAAACAGUAAGAUGAAACAAGGGGUUACUGCAAACUUGGCUGGCCCGAAAGUGCUCCUUGAAAGCCCAGCUAACACAGUGGUGAAUCCUGUCCCCAAGCCCAAACGCACUUUUGAAUAUGAAGCUGACAAAAAUCACAAAAGUAAAGCGAGCAAUGGCCUACCUCUGUCUCCUACGCCUGCUGCUCCUCCCCCCCUCCCAUCCACCCCUGCACCCCCUGUGACCAGAAGGCAGAAGAAAGAGUCACGCUUUCACAGAAAAUCCCAGAAUAGAAAAUCUUUUGAGUUUGAGGAUGCUUCAAGUCUGCAGUCCUUGUACCCUCCCUCCCCAACCGAAAACGGGACUGAGAGCCAGCAUAAAUUUGGAUCCAAGAGCACUUUAGAAGAAAAUGCCUAUGAAGAUAUUGUAGGUAAGGACUUAUUGCAGCACGUGGACCCACGGCAGGAUGUUGAGCAGUUGUGAUCAGAAAAUGCACUGGUGAACGCGUCCUGUGCAAGAACAUUCAACUGCUGUUGGUAAAGAGGGUUUUAAAUGGAGGGUAAAUGAGCUUGAUGCAUCAGAGCAAACAUAACUCACAGUCUGCAUGCAGGAGGUCUUGAUUGCUUCGAACCUCAUUGAGCAGUAUUAGAAACAGAUUGUUUGGUCAACUUUUUCUCAUACUUUUCAAGAACUAAAUUGUUCUUUUUACCAAGGUCUUGGCUUGAAGCCAUGACAGGUGUAAAUUUAAAGAAGUGAAAUAGAUACAGAGUUUACAAACUGAUCCAAUGGCAAGAUUAUCCUCGCAGGAUUUGUGUAGUCAGCCUGAGCUUUUUAGGCUUUCUCUGUGGACUGCCCCAAAGCAGCUGUGAGCAGCGCCAUUCCUGGUCUCCUCU